Molecule: messenger RNA, 276 nt
Organism: Thlaspi arvense
Lineage: Eukaryota; Viridiplantae; Streptophyta; Magnoliopsida; Brassicales; Brassicaceae
Source: the annotation of a GenBank genome assembly
AUGGAUUGGCAAGGGCAGAAGUUGGUGGAGCAGCUGAUGCAGAUCUUACUGGUGAUCUCCGGCGUCGUCGCGGUGGCUGUUGGCUACGCGACGGAGUCCUUCAGGACGAUGAUGCUGAUCUACGCCGCUGGUGCUGUUCUCGCGACUCUGAUCACUGUACCUAAUUGGCCCUUCUACAAUCGUCAUCCUCUCAAAUGGUUAGAUCCGAGCGAAGCCGAGAAGCAUCCGAAACCACAAGUUGUCGUUUCUUCCAAGAAGAAAUUCUCUAAGAGAUAG